Molecule: messenger RNA, 1194 nt
Organism: Carica papaya (papaya)
Lineage: Eukaryota; Viridiplantae; Streptophyta; Magnoliopsida; Brassicales; Caricaceae
Gene: PIP2;8
Product: plasma membrane intrinsic protein 2;8
Biological process (GO): transmembrane transport
Cellular component (GO): membrane
Molecular function (GO): channel activity
Source: RefSeq, a predicted model, not a curated record
UCUUAAAAAGACGCUCAGUGUGUGACCUUGUUUCUUAAACACGCACAGAAACACUGCCUACCUCCUCAUAAUCAUCCUCCCUCCACCAACAGAAACUUUGCACAGAGAGAGAGAGAGAGAGAGAGAGAUAGAAAUUAAGGUCCGGGAAAGAGGAGAUGUCGAAGGAAGUGAGUGAAGAAGGGCAGAGCCAUGGAAAGGACUAUGUGGACCCACCACCAGCUCCGCUCAUUGACUUGGCUGAGAUCAAGUUAUGGUCCUUUUACAGAGCUCUCAUAGCCGAGUUCAUUGCCACUCUCCUCUUCCUCUACGUCACCAUAGCCACCGUCAUCGGCCACAAAAAGCAAGCCGGACCCUGCGAUGGUGUUGGGAUUCUGGGUAUUGCAUGGGCUUUCGGUGGCAUGAUCUUCAUUCUUGUCUACUGCACUGCCGGUAUCUCAGGUGGUCACAUAAACCCUGCUGUUACUUUCGGACUGUUCUUGGCUCGUAAGGUGUCUCUGAUCAGGGCUGUGGCCUACAUGGUGGCUCAGUGCUUGGGCGCCAUCUGCGGUGUUGGUUUGGUUAAGGCUUUCAUGAAAAACUACUACAACCGUCUCGGUGGUGGCGCCAACACUGUGGCUACCGGCUACAACACCGGCACCGCUUUGGGUGCUGAGAUAAUUGGCACCUUCGUCCUUGUCUACACCGUCUUCUCCGCCACUGACCCUAAGAGAAGUGCGCGUGACUCCCACGUCCCUGUUUUGGCGCCACUCCCCAUUGGGUUCGCUGUGUUCAUGGUGCACUUGGCAACCAUCCCUAUAACAGGUACUGGUAUUAACCCAGCUAGGAGCUUCGGCGCUGCAGUUAUCUGGAACAACAAGAAAGGCUGGGAUGACCAUUGGAUUUUCUGGGUCGGACCAUUUGUGGGAGCACUUGCAGCAGCCGCAUACCACCAGUACAUACUGAGAGCAGCAGCCAUUAAAGCUUUGGGAUCUUUCCGCAGCAACCCCACCAACUAAAGUCUCUCUUCUUCAAUCUAUUUGUUCUUUUGUGUGUAUGAGUUGAUGAUGACCCAUCUUCUUCCUUUCAUCUUUCUUUCUUUAUUUAUGAUUUAAUCUUUUGUUGAUUAGUUUGGCCUUUUUCUGUAUCAUUGUUCUUCAGUAGUAAAAUGGUGCCUUCUUUUUUAUUUUAUUAAAGAAGAAUCUUAAUUGAUUAGUA